AUGCUGCCCCCGUCUGUCCGACGAGCCGUCGCUACGGCGCCUCAAUCACCCACUGCCUCGACCUUGGCCUCGACCGUCUCCCGCGCUGCUGCCGCUGCUUGUGGCAUCACAUACCGACCCAGCGGUCUUCAACAGCGCCGCUACUCAUCGUCAAAACCGUCGAGCCCGGAUAACGGCCCCAAAGACAUCACCGCUCGGCCAGUUCCCACGUCACGAGGCUCUAAAUCAGAGAAGUCUAAGGCUAAGUCCAAGGCCCCUCAACCGCCUAGUGUGCCCAGUACCGGACAUAUUGGGGAUGAAGGUCUCGCCCUCUCCGCCUUCUUCGCCCUCCACCGACCCAUCUCCGUCACCCAACUGAUGCCCCGGACCGUUUCUGACGAUGUCUUCGCCAAGAUCUUCGCGACCCGCUCCCGCAACAACCGGGCCGCCGAUGUUCUGUCGACGUUAUCGCAGACGGUGUCUGACCUCGAAGAGCCCCUGUCGAGGAUGAACAUGGGUGGCAGUGGGGACAAGACCUCGCGGUCCGCUCAGGACGCCGUUGCUUCUGAGGACGGCACCACCCGCCUCAGCCUCAAGCACCCCGACGGUUCUGAGACCAACCUGCACAUUCAACUCAACCCGCUCGCCGGCCAGUACCUGCCUUAUGCGCCACCCCCAGCGCCCCGCCCGCUCAGCGAGACCGCGUCCAACGCUACCAACGCGAACACCGAAAACACCAACGCCGCUAAGUCCGCCGCUGACGGACAGACACGAGUGUAUAAGGCCAUGGUGACUAUCGAGGAGACUGUCGAUGCGGAAGGGCAGGUCAAGGUCGUGGCGCACAGCCCGGAACUGGUGGAGGAAGGCAUGGACAGCCUAACCAGCGCGAUUGAAGAGCCCGGGCAGCCACAGUCAUUCCUGGAACGCAUGGCGUUGCGCCAGCUGCGCUACGAUGAGUACUGUCGCCAGAAGGGCCUCACUAUGCAGGCCAUCAGCGUGCGCCGCCAGCGCAAGCUGCGCAUGAAGAAGAAGAAGUACAAGAAGCUGAUGAAGAAGACGCGGAAUGAGCGCCGCAAGCUCGACCGCUUGUAA
Dichotomopilus funicola is the source of this 1071-nucleotide messenger RNA. RefSeq lists its product as uncharacterized. Bases 1 to 1071 code for a protein of 356 amino acids. NCBI's taxonomy places the organism in Eukaryota, Fungi, Ascomycota, Sordariomycetes, Sordariales, Chaetomiaceae. The record is from RefSeq and is a predicted model, not a curated record. The transcript has 3 exons.